UUAGGACCCAGUGGUUAUGCGUGGAUUGUUAAUGGGUGGGGACAGGGUAGGGGACUGACAGCUUUUAGGCAAAAUCCGGUCGCAGAACUGCGCCAUUUGCAUUCAGCUGGUUGUUUAGUUGCUGCCCUUCCCAGUCGCUUCUCUCUCCAACUUCACCAUGUUCAAUUUUCUGCGCGGCGCCGCUGGCUCUGGCCUGGCCAACCAACUCCUGCAAGGCCUGUCCGGCGUAAUUGGCCAAAUGGCCACUGGCCCGGCCGAGCAGCCCCGCCAUAUUUCACAGGUUGAGGCCUAUGAGACUGAGGAGGAAAGAAGGUUCCGGCAAAUUUUCAAAAGCCUGGCUGGAGAUGACAUGGAAGUUAGUCCAACAGAACUGAUGAAUAUUCUCAACAAAAUUGUGCAGAGGCAUGCUGACCUAAAGACUGAUGGUUUCAGCUUGGAAUCCUGUCGCAGUAUGGUGGCUGUGAUGGAUGCUGACAGCACUGGGAGACUGGGCUUUGAAGAAUUUAAGUAUCUUUGGAACAAGAUUAAAAAGUGGCAGGCUGUCUAUAAAAGGUUUGAUGCUGACUGUUCAGGAACAAUUAACAGCCAGGAGCUGCCUGGGGCAUUUGAAGCAGCAGGAUAUCCCCUGAAUGAUGAGCUGUACCGAUUACUGUAUCGCAGAUACGCCAAUGAAUCUGGAGACAUGGACUUUGAUAACUACAUCGCCUGCCUAGUUCGAUUGGACGCGAUGCUCAGAUCAUUCAAAGCGCUGGACAAGGACAACAAUGGUUCCAUCAAAGUCAACAUUGUAGAGUGGCUGCAGCUCACCAUGUACUCGUAAACGUCCGCCUUGCCGUCAGUCCUUCGAAGAGAGCAGAGGACCCCGGGGUCACUGCUAGUCUGAUGCAGUUGGAGAAACGGCCCUUUGCUUGGCUGGGGUGGAGGGGGGGGGGGGGGGGGGGCAGGGAUUGGGGGUGAAAAUUAUGUUUUUCUGCACGUUGGCUUUUUAUAGUUGCUGAGAUUUCCUUCAAUGCAGCUUGUUGGAAAUGUUGCUGAUUCUUCAAAGGCGGGUGAACUUGACUCUUCUGAAAUCCACUCUGCUUCCUUCCCCAUAACUGCUGGCUUCCAAAAGCAGAGGUCCAUCUAUUCCAGGGAUCGGGGCUUCUGUUGAAGGAAUUUUGAAGAUGGGGGAUUUAAAGUACUCUUAAAAUGCACAUGUAGCGAUCAGGUCAACAGUUGGUCCUUUCUGUGCUCUCCACAGACGUUGAGUGCCUUGUCCAGUGGUUGUCUGCACUUUCUGGCCUCCACCCUCUGUAGUGUCUCUGCUUGUAAACGAGGGGUCAAGGAAAAUUUAGAGUGCAAAAGAAAAGUUUGGGGAUUCUGUGUGACCAAAUUGUGACCCCCGUUUUUCGUUUUUGGAAAAGGAACUGCAGAUGAUGGAAAUCUGAGAUUAAAAACAUAAAAGACUCAACAGGUCAGGCAGCGCCUUCAGAGAGAGAAACAAGAGUUGCCAUCUCGGGUGGAUUACCUCAGAACCAACCUGAAAAAAUUAACUUUAUUUCUCUCUCUCUCUCUCUGUUGAUGCUGCCUGACCCAUUGAAUAUUAUCUUUGAUUGUAUGUGUACCUGAAAGACAUUAAACACGAGCUAAGGUAGCUGAGAUUGCAUUGCAGAUUCAGAGCUCUAAUGUGGGUUAAAGGGAGGAUGGGAUCAAUGUCCAUUGUUGUGGGACGUGUAAAUGUCAAAGUCCCAUUUUGAAGCUUGCCACUUUAGGAUCCAUUUCACAUGCUUGAAUAUUUGUGGCAUUAUCCACCCCUUUAUGAUGACCCCCAGGUUAAUCUGUCAAUUAUUGCAACUUUGGAAAAGUCAAGUUUGCUUCUGCAGUCCUGUACUUUGUACUUAACGGGGGCAAAGGAUUGUAAAGGGGCUUUCUGUCACUAUCUCAACCUGUUUCUUUCAUCUGUCUUGAUCCUCCUGAAGUUUUCUGGUUUAGUUCUAACAUAAGAACAUAAAUUUAUUUAUGAUGUCACAGAAAUGAUCAAUAUUUCAUCCCAUCAAUUUUUCUGCCUCUCCUGUUUCACCAAAGCAGGAUCUUCUGAAAGUGAGUGAGCGAGAGCAACAGCUUUUGAUCCCCAAAUCAGCUUUUUUUUGAGAAUUAAUUUCCUCAGAAUAGAUAUUGUUAGGAUGUUGCCAAGGUUGAAUUUGGAGUCUGUGUUCAAUAGGGACCCAUUCAACUCGAGACUGAUCAUUUUCUUUCCCUGCUGCAUUCUUGUGGUUGUAUCUGGAAUCCAACUGCUCCUUGCCAUAGAGAGAGUUCUGCCAAUGGUUUCCCAUUUAUUUGGAGCAAACAGAAUUCUUUGAAUCUGUAUGGAAACCGUACUUUCUGUAUUAAUAUCUUUAAGGCUAAAGACAAUUCCAUUUACAUCGAUAACGAUUGGUGCCACUAUCCAAUGACCCCGCCUUCCCUAUUUUUGGUCUCCUAGUAGUGUUAAACAUGUUUGGCCAAUUGACCCAGGCAUUAUGAAGGACCAUGCUUCUUCCUGCCAAGUGUAGUGUUAACAGAAGAAUCCUUUCUGGUGUCUGUGCCAAGAUAUGGGGCUUGCAGAUCAGGAGGGAUGGGAUCCAACGAGCACAAAGUGGGGAUCGUGUCACUCAUGUUGGACCAGAAACAGCAAUGUCUCCGUUGCCAAAUUGCCAAAACAAAAACAUUUUGUGAGGAAAUUCAUUUGUUUUUUAUGUUGAGGUUCUGUUGGGCAGUGUGUGGUUAUUGGCCCUGCCAUUGUAUAACGGGGAAGGGAGUGAGACUUGUGGGAUGAACAAAUGGAUUUGAAAGUUGCUAAUCUGCUUAUUGUCACUGCUCACCUGUUGCACCUUUCUUUGGUGGCUAUGCAGUACGGUUUUUAUUAAAAGAAAAUCUAUCCACUUUUUACAAA
This is a messenger RNA of Pristis pectinata (smalltooth sawfish), 2911 nucleotides long. It is a transcript of the gene capns1b, whose product is annotated as calpain, small subunit 1 b. The coding region runs from base 158 to 820 and encodes 220 amino acids. Lineage: Eukaryota; Metazoa; Chordata; Chondrichthyes; Rhinopristiformes; Pristidae. The record is from RefSeq and is a predicted model, not a curated record. The transcript has 11 exons. Gene Ontology annotation, molecular function: calcium ion binding.